Acanthocheilonema viteae is the source of this 395-nucleotide messenger RNA. Lineage: Eukaryota; Metazoa; Nematoda; Chromadorea; Rhabditida; Onchocercidae. The record is from the annotation of a GenBank genome assembly.
GCCCACAACGCAAAAAUUUGCUCAAUAUUGUUUAUAAGCAGUACUGCACAAAGCAACGCGUUAACGAAUCAUAUCGAAAAUUGAAAAAUGCGUUUAAAAAGUUACAUGACGACUAUUUGGAUAUAAAGGGGCGAAAUAUUUUCAGCAAAUAUAUGAAAAUGCAACAAAUGAUCUGCAAGGUGAUAAACCUCGACAAACAAUAUUGGCAGUUAAUUAAUGUACCUGCACCGGAACCAUCACAAUCAACCAAAGAUUAUGUAACGCGUGCAAUGGAGCUAGUAAAUGUGACACAACUGGAACAAAUUCGACCAUCGGGUAUUACUGCUUUAUUAGGAAUAAUAAAAAUUGUAGAAAAUGUUGCAGAAGCAAUUAUUUCAAAACGAAAAGAUGUGUGA